Camelus dromedarius (Arabian camel) is the source of this 546-nucleotide messenger RNA. RefSeq names its product gastrokine-3. The record is from RefSeq and is a predicted model, not a curated record. NCBI's taxonomy places the organism in Eukaryota, Metazoa, Chordata, Mammalia, Artiodactyla, Camelidae. The transcript is spliced from 6 exons. Gene Ontology annotation, biological process: regulation of cell population proliferation. The coding region runs from base 1 to 546 and encodes 181 amino acids.
AUGAAACACCUUAUUGCGCCUUCCAUCCUUGUGGCCUUCUUCCUAACUCCAUCUCUGGCCCUGCUGGACAUCAGUGACAGCCAUCCUCUGGAUGGAUCUGUUGGGACCCAGAGCAUCCGUGUCAAUGCCUUUCGAGGUAUGGUCAGCAUCCGAGACAACAAUGUUUUGAGUGAAUGGGAUGGAAUCUUGGACUACAAGAAUGCCCUCUUGGCUGCUAAGCUGUUUAGCAAGAUGGCCUGUGUCCUGGCCAAGAUGGACCCAUCUGCCUUCCCAACUCUGGAUGACAUUAUUAAGGCUCUGGACCACAAGCCUUUAAAGCAUUAUCCAUCCACUCACGGCCUGACCUACACUGUUCUACCCGGCCGGGUCAAGAACUUGGCCCAGUAUGGAAUGUCCAUCAAGGAGAUGUGCCGAGACGUCCCCACCUACUUUGUCCAGCAGCAAAAAGAAGGUUCUGCACUGGCUAUCAACCCUGAUUCCUGUUCUGAAGUCCAACUUCUGUCCUUCCUGGGACUCUCCAUCUGUGGGGAGAUCCCUGGGCUCUGA